Molecule: messenger RNA, 2196 nt
Organism: Trichomycterus rosablanca
Lineage: Eukaryota; Metazoa; Chordata; Actinopteri; Siluriformes; Trichomycteridae
Product: wu:fc23c09
Exons: 3
Coding region: 1-2196 (731 amino acids)
Molecular function (GO): protein binding
Source: RefSeq, a predicted model, not a curated record
AUGAGAAUAAUUUUGUUGGUCUGGAUCUUUGCUGAGGUCGCUAGGACUUUAGUGCUUCAGCCAAGUCUGAAUGGAUCAGUGCUGCAGAAUUCCUCAUUGGUGGGUGAGACCUGGACUGAGUGGAAUCCUGAUGACCAUCAUCCUCAUCAUGCAGUGAAGGAAGAAGUGCUAAAAUGGGAAAAAGAGCCUGGAACUCAGAUCACUGUUACAAUUAAAAAAGAUGAGGAGACAGACACUGUACACAGCAUGAACAUGGAGAAAGAAAAACAUAAACUUCUACAGCAAAAGGAGAAAAUAUUAAUAGAGGAGCAGGGAAGACAUAAUGAGGAUACAACAGGCCAAGAGGAAGAACAGGGGAAACAAGUGGCUCACAAGACAGUGUUCGUUAUGAGAGUGAAUAAGACUGGAGAUGAAAAACAAAUUAACAUGUUUGAUAAAAGGGUUAAAAAUUCAAAUUUAACAAAGGAGACCUCCCUGGAAGAGAACGAGGAUGGACGUCCAUCUUUUUCACCACCAACAGUUCAUCCAAUUUUUAAUCAGAAUAGCAGUUCUCCCACCACUCACUUCUCUCAGUCUUUCUCACCCACCACAAUUUCACCUUCGUCUACUACAACACAAAAUUCAUCUGCUAUUAAGUUUAACCCUGAAGCUAAAGACCAAAAUAUGUCCCUUUCCACCACUGAACCAAAUCACUUUUCAUUUAAAACAAUAACAUACAGUCCAUUGAGCAAUGUAAACAGCACCAGUGAUGACUCCUAUAUGGCUCAGACUGAAACCAAUUCCAAACCCCACCCCAAAAAGACAGAUGAUGUUGCUCUAACAGCGAUGACAGCUCGGGCUGGCAAAACAGUCACAAGUUUACCCAGAAUCUUCAAACCCAAGCCACAAAGCAAACAUCCAAAUGCAAAAAAGAAAGAAAAACAGAUGAUAAAACUAAAACCCAAAAAGAAAGAAAAGAAAACCAAUACAAAGCCUGUGAAAAAAGUGAAGCAGAUGAAAAAGAUAAAACAGGAAAAACAUGAGGUGACCACUGGGUCACAUUUCCCUUACUUUGAAGAUCACUACUGCCCACCACACUGCAACUGCUAUGGGAGGGUGGUGCAAUGCUCAGACAAAGAGCUUGAAAAUAUUCCUUAUGGCAUUCCAUACAACUCCCGCUACAUCCUCCUCAUGAACAACCGCAUUAACAGAAUUCCACUGGGGCUUUUCUCUGAAUACCUUUCCAUGGAAUUUCUAGUGCUCAGCAACAACCGUCUGACAGACAGUUCCACUGAGGGUGCCUUUGAGAAUAUACAGGCUCUAAAGAGGCUCUAUAUGGAGCGGAACCUCCUCCAGAGUGUCCCUGCUGACCUGCCGGUCUCAUUGGAGGAGCUUCGUCUUGAUGGGAACAGACUGAAAGUUAUGUCAGAAACUGUCUGGUCUUGCUGUCCAAGGCUGCUCAUUCUCAGCUUGAGCAACAACAGUUUAGAGAGUGGCUCAUCCUCGAUCCCUGAUGGAGUUUUUUCACCACUAAGUAGUCUUCGCACUCUCAGCCUCUCGCACAACAGUCUCACUUCCAUCCCCCAGCACCUACCACUUAGCCUUCAAGAGCUUUACCUUCGUGGCAACUUUAUUCAACGCUUCCAGGCAGGAGUUUUUCAAGGCAAGGCACAGCUCCUGGUGCUGGACCUUAGCGGCAAUAAGCUGACCAACAAGGGCUUAGGAAAGGACGCGUUUAUUAAUGCCACCCGCUUAGAGAGUCUUAACCUGGAAGGGAAUGUUUUGAAACAAGUCCCUAGCCACCUUCCACACACUCUAAAGAUACUUAACUUAGAAGGGAACUCCAUCUCUAGCAUCAGCAAGGCCGCAUUACUGUCUCUGCCACACCUGGAGCACCUUGGCCUGGCACGCAACAAGAUCUUCAAGGUUGUGCCUGGAGUGUUUCGGGUGCUGCCGUUGCUGUACCAGCUGGAUCUUAGCCACAACAUGCUGCAUCAGGUCCCACGUCAGCUCCCAGCCUGGCUUAUGUACAUUGCCCUCAACAAUAACAAGAUUCAGACAAUCCCUCGAGAUGCGUUUUGUUCGGUCCAACAAACUGAGGACCCCAAAAAUCGUUUGGUGAAGGUGCAGCUGGAGAACAAUCUUUUAGACUUGACCAGGCUGGACAGCCUAACUUUGAGCUGUCUAAGGGGAUUUCAGGUUGUGCACUUCUACUAA